CGCCGCCAUUUCAAAGCUGAGGGGGCGACACCAGCUGUUCAUUUUUCUACAUCUUUUUUUAAUUUUUCUUAUGCAUUUUUAUGUUUCUUAGCGAUUAAAUUGGCCUAAAAGUCGAAUCUACCUCGCGUGCAACACCAACUGAAAUGGAUGCAGACACAGAGGGGAAGAUGAAAGAAACUCCAAAGAUUUCCAAGGAUGAACCUGAGAAACCUGUAACCGAAAAAUUCAGGGGUCGUGGGUUCAGAGGCCGUGGUCGAGGGGGUCGGAUGAGUCGUGGUGUCAUGCGUGGUGGGCGAAGCAUCAUGAAGGGGUUCGGUCCACCUGGGCAUGGAAGGGGUCGAAUGAAGGAUGGAGGCAUGAAUGGAUUCGAACCCAUGAGGGGAAUGGGGCGGAUGCGUCCUUACCCAGACCUCAGAGGUCAUCGUGGUAGGUGUGGACCAAUGGGUAUGGGCCCUCCUCCUCCACCAAUGCCUCCAAUGCACCUCAGAGGCCUCUUCCCACCCCUGCCCAGGCACGGACCCCCUCCACCCCCUCCUCUGGGUCAUCCUGGUUUCAGAGGACGACCAUCUCACCCAAGAGGUAGUGGCAUGCCACCUCAUGGACCUCCACGCCACUUCCACCCCCGUGGCGCCAGAGGCUAUCACAAUGGACCAGUCUCUCCUCCGCCUCACCCCCCAUCUGGCAGAGGCCAGAGGUGGCCAGGGCCCCCUGGUGGCCGGCGCUUUUAACACAACUUGUCCUAAAAACAAAAGCGAAGCACUUAUUAAAGGGGCCUAAAGUGAACGAAACACCCCUGAACUAUGUGUUAUAUAAAGUCUAUAAGUAUCUCUACUCUGUGGCCAAAUGUCUGGUUAUUGAUAUUGUCUACUGGCAAAUAAAUAAUGUGAAAUGGCUAACGACAAAACCAGGACUCAUGAAAUGCCUCCACAUUUAAUGAAAAGGCAUUCUCACCUUCUGCUACCUGUAAAUCUGGUUUAUACUGUAGGAAUUAGUUGAAAAUUGUUGAGAACGAGCUGUUAAAAACAAGGUUGAAGCUGCUCUUCUCAGAGGGAAGGAAAUUAUGAUUGAAUAGAAUUAAAUGUUCUGUAUUUCUAGUAACAGUCACUCUGUGAGCCUUAAGAAAAUGUACUGAUUCUUAAUAAAGACUAAGAAAAUGGGUGGGUGUUUAUUUGAGGGUGGAGGGAAAAAAAUAAUCUAUGAAUACAUAUCACGGCCCUUAGGCAACAAUGUUAACACCUUGGACCUCCCUAACCUUUCCUUUUGUUACUGAUGUAUUAUAACCUCACCAAGCAGUCCUGCACAAAGUGUUUAACACUCCCACACUUCCAAGUGAUUAAGUGUUCAAUUUAAUUUUAUAUAUUACAUCAUUAAUGUGCAGCUAUUUUUAAGUUAUGAGUAUUGCUGUUUGGAACUUUCAUUUUUGUCUCCAUCAGUCUAUUUUGUAAUGACAAAAAGGCAGAAGGCAUUAUAAAUGAUUAGUAAACUGAAAUAUAUACAUAUAAAUCUAGUGGCAUUUAUAAAUGAAAGCAAAUUCUAUUGGUAUUUGCUUCAGUUAAGGAUAAGAAAUAACUCUUUACUGUGUUGAGUUCUUUUGAAGUGUCACAACUACUUUACUCACUUUGAUUAACAUAACUUUGGUGAACCUGUGAAUGUGUUUUAUGAGAACCGUCAAGGCAUAUGACGUAGUCGUGAAGAUGAAAAACAAUAAAAGUUCAAAUAUACUCAACCUCUCCUUUUUUGGUUUGUUCACAUACAAGUCUGAGACUUGUCAUUACAAUUUACAACAUAUCUGAACUAGUGCUGCUCUCAAUGGCACAGUAAAAUUGUUUCAUAUUUGUAAGUAAACAUUUGAUCCAUGUAAAGACCAUGACACUGCAAAGAUGCACAUCAUUUUAUAGAACUGUUUGGAUGAGUGUGGAGGACCAAGAGCCCUUAAUGAACAUAAUCGUUUACAAGCAUUCAGUGGAUCCUACUGAGUCAUGUCUGUAGACUUGCUGAGGGCAGUAAUGUAGCAGCAAAAAUUAUUCAAUACUUAGAUCUUUAGUUGCAGAGAUACAAAACAUGGAGUUUAUUUUCGCCAGGAAGUGUUAGCUCGUAUUUUCAUAUGUAAAUCUGACUGGAGGACUCAAAACCGCUCCAACUUACAAGGCGUUGAAAUGACUGAACAUCAUGUUACAGUGAUAGCAUGUCUAAAAGGAGGACAUCAUCUCCAAAGGAUAAUCACUCUGCCUAACACUGGACCAAAGACUGACUUUAAAGGUCCAGUGUGUAAGACUUAGUUCAAAGGCAUAUAUUGGCAGAAAUUGGGUAUAAAAUAAUCCUAGUGGUGUUUUUACCAGUUUGUAAUCAGCUCACGUUGUCAAAUCAGAUUAUUGAUUUCUCGACCCUAGAAUAGGCUUUUUUUUUUACAGUAGCCCAGAGAGGACAAGCUGACAGGUGUUGCACUGUACCCUUUUCUGUCUUUCUUUCUCUUCAACACUUUCUGUCAAUUUUUCUGCCUUUUAAGCCUCUGCAGUCCCUUCUCCUUUCUCCCUCUUGUUGAUAUAUAUCAGGCUAACGUUUGUUGUCGUCUCCUGAAAGGGGGCACACAGUACAGUUAACCUCCCGGGCCCCCAGGAACCCCAGGUCCCUUCCUCACAUCACUUGCCCUCCUUCAACAUCGGCUGGACAGCGGAAGGUCCGUCUCUUCAAUUGAAAAGGUGAGCCUCCUCUUGUGCCUAAAUCCCUUCCUAUCAUUUCUGGAGAUUCUCUCUUUCAGAAUGGAAGGUGGAACAACUACAGAUUUACACCUGGCCCUGUCAGACAUUCAGGUACUUUGUAGUUAUUUAUAAAGAGACAAACAAAUUGUAACAUUUUUGGGAAGAUUUUUGCAGGAUUUAUAUGAAAAUACCAUGAGAUCUCUUAACAAGAAUGGUAAGUACGCCUUAUGCUAAAUCAUAAAGCAUGCAGGGACGUGUGCAGGAAGAGAAGUCCUUUAAGAGUAUGACUGCCUUUAUGAUUCAUGUCUUAGUGUUUUCUCUAAUUGACAGCAUAAAAUGUAAGGGAAGGAGCUAGGGCUAAACUCUAAAUGUAAAUGGAACCAUAUAUAUAUUUUUAGUUUUAAGUAUGAGCUGUUCAGAAAGAGUAUUCCAUGUUGCUGUCACCGUUACACAGAAAGUAACGUAUGAUCCAGUUGAAUUUGUUUUCCCUUAAACUCUUGUUGGCCACCUAUUCAAUAAAUGCAAAAA
Messenger RNA from Platichthys flesus (European flounder), 3227 nucleotides. RefSeq lists its product as uncharacterized. The transcript has 6 exons. Lineage: Eukaryota; Metazoa; Chordata; Actinopteri; Pleuronectiformes; Pleuronectidae. The record is from RefSeq and is a predicted model, not a curated record. The coding region runs from base 144 to 728 and encodes 194 amino acids.